AUGGGCGCGCUCGACAAGCGCUUGGAAGCGCUGCUCCAGGACAGAAAGGCCAAGAACCGCUUCAGAUCGCUGAAGGAAUACAAUACCUCGACUUCCUCUGAGCUAGUCGAUUUUAGCUCUAAUGACUACCUCUCGCUGACCAGCUCGUCAGAGCUUCGUCAGGAGUACCUGAAGAGAUUGGCUGCUUCGCCACACAUCCUCGGGUCGACCGGAUCGCGCCUGCUCAGCGGGGGUACGUCGGCGCACUCGGCGCUCGAAUCGCGCUUCUCAUCAUUCUUCGACUCGCCUGCAGCUCUCCUGUUCAAUUCGGGAUGGGACGCCAACGUCUCCUUCUUCGGUACUGUCCCGCAGUCAAGCGACUGGGUGGUGUACGAUGAGCUCGUACAUGCCUCGGUACACUCGGGAAUGCGGGCAUCACGCGUUCGACCGGAACGGCGGAUACCCUUUCGGCAUAACGAUCCGGACGCCCUGCGGGAGGUGCUGCUACGUAUACGUCGCAAAGAGGAUGCGGGACCCUCCAGCUCCACAAAGCAGGAAGGCGUCAUCUUUCUGGCGCUGGAAAGCCUGUACUCGAUGGACGGGGACCUGGCCUGUCUGCCAGCGUUCCUGGACGUGAUGGAUGAGGUUGUGCCGAGGGACAGGCAGUGUGUGGUGUUGGACGAGGCGCACUCCACUGGCGUAUAUGGGUCAGGUGGAAGAGGCGUGGGCCAUGCUAUAGGGGAGGCGGGAGACGGGAGAGUGGGGGUCAGGUUAAUGACGUUUGGCAAGGCAGUAGGGAGCUCCGGAGCUGUCUUGCUAUGUUCGCCAGUCAUACGGUCAUUCCUGAUUAACUUUGCGAGACCGCUCAUUUUCUCGACCGCUAUACCCCACUCAACGUUGAUCUCGCUGGAAUGUGCCUGGGACCUACUACAAAGCACAGAUGGAGAUCAGCGUCGGGACAAACUCAUGUCAUUGUCUUCCAACUUCCACGCUCUCGUCCGACCCAUCCUCGCUCGAACCCCUCGAUCUACCCUCUCACUCCCGCCUGCAGCCGCAGCACCCUUCGCUUCAGCUCGGCAACGGCACCCCACACUCCCCGCCGACCCAUUCUCACCCAUUAUCGGCCUUCUUACUCCUCGACCCCACGCACUAUCGGCCUUCCUGCUGGAACGGGGUCUGGUUGUGCGACCUGUCGUUCCGCCGACGGUACCUCCCGGUGGUGAGCGGGUACGGAUCUGCCUGCGGGCGGACAUGGGGAUGGAGGUGGUGGAGCGGCUGGUGAAGGCUUUGGAGGCGUGGGCAGAUCAGGAGCGGGCCGGUGGGGUGGGCAGGGGUACUGCGGGAGUGCAGCAGGUACAGCUUCGAGGAAGAUUGUAG
Messenger RNA from Dioszegia hungarica, 1356 nucleotides. Its product is annotated as putative 8-amino-7-oxononanoatesynthase. Lineage: Eukaryota; Fungi; Basidiomycota; Tremellomycetes; Tremellales; Bulleribasidiaceae. Gene Ontology annotation, biological process: biosynthetic process. Gene Ontology annotation, molecular function: pyridoxal phosphate binding. The record is from RefSeq and is a predicted model, not a curated record. The transcript has 4 exons. The coding region runs from base 1 to 1356 and encodes 451 amino acids.